This is a messenger RNA of Echinostoma caproni, 2052 nucleotides long. Lineage: Eukaryota; Metazoa; Platyhelminthes; Trematoda; Plagiorchiida; Echinostomatidae. The record is from the annotation of a GenBank genome assembly.
AUGCUGGGUAAGCGAACUCGUGAUCGACGACGUGAAGUACCCGCGAUCAGCUCCAGUGUUCCCGUGCAGGCAGCCAAUGCGACACCGAUUUCUGGUCAGGGAGUGAGUUCGACUACCACAUCCGCUGUAGGUGGACUACCUAGUGGCGGUGGUGGACCGAACACGAUAACCGCCACCCCAAGCACCGAGAACACAGUUGUAAAAAGCAGUUCUCAAAGUGCCAAUUUAACUCAGGGACCACAAACUGUCAGUUCAACUGUGCUGAGUGGCGCCCAAGGAACGGACAAAUCGUUGAAAUUAAGCACACAAGACACUCCAGUUGAGGCAUACACGCUGAUAAAAAAAUUCCUCAUACUGUGGAAACGAGUGGAAUUGUUGAAGUACGCUUGGGGUAAGCGUCGUCUCGGGGUCGAACGGAUCGAUACACCAAGUUUAUUUAAGACAUUUUGCUCCAUUUAUAAACGUGAAAAGCUAUAUCCUCUUCUACGGAGUCUUGCAAUACAAUACCGUCAGCACGAUAUGUUUUCAAUUGGUCCAUUGGAUGAGACAGAUAUAUUUGUCAUGCCCAAAGGAAUUCCGGAAAUCGUCGUUCGACAACGUCAGCUCCUAAAAUUGAUCGAAGCGUUUGAGUUUUACAUGAUAGCCGAUUUGCGAAAAUUGGUCGUGAAGCAGACGGAUCUGGUCAUCAAAGAGAGGAAUCGCGAAGAAGGAAAUUUACCGCUUGAUCUUUGGAAGCGACCGGCCAUGAAAGAAGCCAUGUCAUUCAAACGUCCGGCACUAGCAGACGAAUUUAUUGUGGAUUUGAUGUCCAACAUGCAAUUAGACGAGCGAACCAAUCAGUACUCGAUAACAAAAGACAAACUGAACGAAGUGCUUCAAACCCUGGCGAUCUCGGUAAUGCGCGUUCAACGUGAAUCAUACGAGAACUAUUCAAUGUAUUAUGAAAAUCUAUUGAAAAACCAGCACAGUCUACUGUAUGCCCGUGAACGUGAAAUCGAAGCCCUGAAAGAGUCGCUCAAACAAAAAGAUCUGGAGACCAGUGUGACCGUGCAGUUCCAAAUGUCUGAACAAGCGCAUAAUCUUCUUCUGGAGGUAACGGCUCUGCGAGCCCGAAUCGCAGAGUUGGAAGAAGCCAAUGGCAAAACGGAAGCCAAGGUACGCGUUCGUGUGCGACGGGAAUUCAAUGUGGCUAUGCGUAAACUGUUUGGAUUGAGCUUCGAGCAAAAAGCGCGCAUUGAUGAAUACCGCGAUCAUCUGCAUGCGAUAACUUUACAACGCAUUGCCGAAGUACGAGAGGAAGCUUCCGCCGAAAUGGCUCGAAUCAAGGAACGAAGCGGUGCACGAGCAUCAGCCGGUAUGUUUAGUCAGAAUGUGUCUACAGCCUCUGAAUCAGAGCGAGAAGAUGAUUUGGCCGAACGUAAUUUGAGACUGUCACGUGAGGUCAACUCACUACAUCAGCGAAAUAUCCGACUCCAACAGAUGAUGACUCGACUUCAGGAACAACGCAAUCAGAGCAAAACACAAGUGACCCGAUUGGGUUUGUUGUCUGAACAACGCGUCCGUAUGCUCAACGAGGAGAUGUCCAAAUUACGUGAUCACCUGUCGAACACGGAGAAGCAUUUGAACGAUAUGCGCAAAGCUCUAGACAAAGAGAUGAAUGACAAAGUUGAGAAAAAGCAUGCGGCUGAGAGGAAAGCGGCAACAGAUAAGCAGAUGGCAAUGGUCAAACAAAUGCAUAUCGAUCAACUAAUGGCUGAAAUUUCCGAAAAAAAUGCAAUGUUGGAACAGAUGGGCUCAUUGCUGGAUGCCAGUGCCAAAUCGAAAAAGCAGGAAGCAGACAAAUCAGUUCGUGAAGUUGAUUUAUUACGGAAACAAUUACGCGAGGAAAGAAAACUGAAAAAAUCUGCAAUACACAAAGUGGAUGAUCUAAUGUCACAAGUCGGCGCCCCACUUUUGCGCCAACGCCUUGCCCAACAGCUCCUUCAAAACGGAUCGCCGCAAGCCCACGUGCAUUAUCUACAAAUGCACGACGACGAAUUCCAAAAUGAAUAA